This is a messenger RNA of Gigantopelta aegis, 1185 nucleotides long. RefSeq names its product mucin-3A-like. NCBI's taxonomy places the organism in Eukaryota, Metazoa, Mollusca, Gastropoda, Neomphalida, Peltospiridae. Bases 1 to 1185 code for a protein of 394 amino acids. The record is from RefSeq and is a predicted model, not a curated record. The transcript is spliced from 2 exons.
AUGCAUCAGACACCAACCUUUGACGAUGGUUUGCUGACAGCCCUACUGAGGUAUGGACCCAUGCAGCAGGCACCAACCUUUGACGAUGGUUUGCUGACAGCCUUACUGAGGUAUGGACCCAUGCAUCAGACACCAACCUUUGACGAUGGUUUGCUGACAGCCUUACUGAGGUAUGGACCCAUGCAGCAGGCACCAACCUUUCACGAUGGUUUACUGACAGCCGUACUGAGGUAUGGACCCAUGCAGCAGGCACCAACCUUUGACGAUGGUUUGCUGACAGCCUUACUGAGGUAUGGACCCAUGUAUCAGACACCAACCUUUCACGAUGGUUUGCUGACAGCCUUACUGAGGUAUGGACCCAUGCAUCAGGCACCAACCUUUCACGAUGGUUUGCUGACAGCCGUACUGAGGUAUGGACCCAUGCAUCAGGCACCAACCUUUCACGAUGCCUUACUGAGGUAUGGACCCAUGCAUCAGACACCAACCUUUCACGAUGGUUUGCUGACAGCCUUACUGAGGUAUGGACCCAUGCAUCAGACACCAACCUUUCACGAUGGUUUGCUGACAGCCUUACUGAGGUAUGGACCCAUGCAUCAGACACCAACCUUUCACGAUGGUUUGCUGACAGCCUUACUGAGGUAUGGACCCAUGCAUCAGACACCAACCUUUCACGAUGGUUUGCUGACAGCCUUACUGAGGUAUGGACCCAUGCAUCAGACACCAACCUUUCACGAUGGUUUGCUGACAGCCUUACUGAGGUAUGGACCCAUGCAUCAGACACCAACCUUUCACGAUGAUUUGCUGACAGCCUUACUGAGGUAUGGACCCAUGCAUCAGGCACCAACCUUUCACGAUGGUUUACUGACAGCCGUACUGAGGUAUGGACCCAUGCAUCAGACACCAACCUUUCACGAUGAUUUGCUGACAGCCUUACUGAGGUAUGGACCCAUGCAUCAGGCACCAACCUUUCACGAUGGUUUACUGACAGCCGUACUGAGGUAUGGACCCAUGCAUCAGGCACCAACCUUUCACGAUGGUUUACUGACAGCCGUACUGAGGUAUGGACCCAUGCAUCAGGCACCAACCUUUCACGAUGGUUUGCUGACAGCCCUACUGAGGUAUGAACCCAUGCAUCAAGCACCAACCUUUCACGGUGGUUUGCUGACAGCCCUACUGAGGUAUUGA